Molecule: messenger RNA, 3842 nt
Organism: Xyrichtys novacula (pearly razorfish)
Lineage: Eukaryota; Metazoa; Chordata; Actinopteri; Labriformes; Labridae
Source: the annotation of a GenBank genome assembly
AUGAUGAAGCCCUCCUGCCCUCCUUCCUCCCUCCUCUGGCUCUUCCUCCUGCUGGUUGUUGGAUCUCUGCCGCUCCUGUUCUACCUGGAGGACUUCAGCAACCCUGUGCACCUCCUCGCCCCAGGUCAGUGAUGUCACUCAGGUCAACUGGCUGCGGGUCAGUGGGUUAAUUGGUUCCCAUUCUCUUCAUCUUUAUCCUCUCCAGUCCCCUUUCUUUUCAUUCUUCCUCUCUUCGUCUUUCUCCUCAGCUCCACACUUUCAAAGAAAAACUCAAACCCACAUCAGAAAGUUCUUUAUCAGUUGCCUUUUGAACUUCCCUGACUCUGUUGUAAUUGAAGUCAUUACAAAUCUUACUGACACAGUUUUUUCUUCUCUGUUGUUCUUACCUUUUGUUCCUGUAUAUCCUGUCAGUGUGUUUCUGCUCUGACUCUGCAGCAAGUGGUUAUCAUCCUGAGUUCAAUAUUUAAUAAGACUGAGAUCCCUGAUAUUAGCAGGAUGUUUGAAGUACAACCUUAAAUGCAGGGUGUGGUUCGAUAAAACACUGAUGUAGAGGUAAAUGUCAAAUCCUGCAGCCGCUGACAGACUGAACUCAGACAGCUACCAAGUCAAACUGACUGGAAUCCUGUUUGUCUGUAGAAUCUGAGUUUGUGAUAAAAAUCUCCAAACACAUACAGAGGGAAGUGUUUGAGUUUGUAGUGCUUAAAAAAAAAAUAUAUAUAUAUAUAUAUAUAUAUAUAUAUAUAUAUAUAUAUAUAUAUCUAUAUAUAUAUAUAUAUCUAUAUAUAUCUAUCUAUCUAUCUAUCUAUCUAUAUAUAUAUAUAUAUAUAUAUAUAUAUAUAUAUAUAUAUAUAUAUAUAUAUAUAUAUAUAUAUAUAUAUAUAUAUAUAUAUGUUUGUGUGUGUGUGUGUGUGUGUGUAAUAAUAUAGUGUGUUAUAUAUAUGUAACCUCCCUUGAGCAGCUGUCUUAUAUUACCCUCAUGCUCAUGCACAUGAAUGAUAAGACACAACCAGCUCCCGGUGCGGUCUCUAUUUCAUAUUUCAACAUUGGCAACUUUUGCAGGACUGCAGGCAGGCCAGUUUAUCAGUAGGACUCUUCUACUACGGGGCCAUGCUGGUGUAAUCCCUGCAGAAUGUGGUUUGUCUUUGUCUUGCUCAAAUAUGAAGGUCUUCCUCGAAAAAGUCAUUGUGUGGAUGGCAGCAGAUGUUUCAAAGGAGGCUGUGUCCUUGAGUUCCAAAAAGAAUACCCACUUCUGAUUAAUCUUGUGUUUCUGGGCCCUGUUAUAUGUGGAUGCAAUGAUUAAGUGUGUGUCUGCAGAGAGUGAUGGAUCAGCUGUUUCUGUCUGAUAACAUCCUAUUCCUCUGUCAUGUUAAGAAUAACUACUAGAGUCUGUCAGGGACAAAAAUAAGAACUUUUAGUGACAUCGGGGAUUAUGAUACAUUUCAGACAUUUCAGAUGGUUUACCGGCAGCAGGAUCAAUUCAUCACCUUUUUAAUCUUUUAAAUCCAGCUCCCAAAACACAACAUUUAAAAAACAUCUAUAGAGAAGGAAGUAAAUAAACAGCUGCUAAUGUGGUAACUUAUAUUUCUCCUCUGUGUUUCUCAGCAGGUUGGAAGAAGAGGCCGACUAUAGAGAAGGUGAGAUCACACACACUUGGGCCAGAAACCAGUCCUGUAGGAGAGGUUGAGUUUGGGUUUAUUUCUGAAGAGGAUGAGGCUGAGGGCACUGACCCAGAUCGCUAGUUUAAUGAUCACUUAGACGGGAUGAUGGAGGGACGAUCUGAUGCAGCUAUAGAUUUAAACAAAGUUUUUAAGCAAACACCAAACUGAGAGGAAACAAGAAUCAAGUCAGAUUGAUUAACGUGAGAAAUGACCUGUUAUCUGAUAUAAACCAAAUUACUAAAGAUCUGAUCCAUCAGCAGCUUUUUUGUUUUUAACAUGUUAAUAAUAACUUUGGAUCAGAUCUGUUAGAGUCAUUCACAUAAAAACCAGGAUCACGUCUGUCUCCAGAAUAAAAGUGAAAGUUUCUCUGGGUCUGUAGGUGGAUGUGUUUGACUCUGAACCAGCCGACAACAAAACCCUGGAGAUCACAGAUUCCAGCAAUGAGCUGCAGCAGCAGGUGAGGAUCCAUGACUGCAGUCUGUAGAUGCUGCACAUCACAGCAUUUUCAGCAAGUUUCUCUCACUCAGCUCAUAUUUUAUCGGUGUCCACUUCUUUGUUGAAGGGCAACUGUGGAUAACCAUGACCUUGAUGAAUGAGAACCUACAGAGACAUCUUUUUGGUGUCUUAUCUCUAGAAUCAGAGUUAAAUUCUCUCUCUCUGCAGGGGUUCAUUGGAGACUUCCGCCCACAUAAAGACAAAAAUCUGAAAAUCGCCUCGAUCACCAGCAAACCAUCUGGCCAGAGGGAAAAACUGCAGCUGCAGGUGAGGAUGCAAUGCUCAGUAAACCACUUGUUGGCUGUUUGAACCUGUAAUAAGAUCCAAUUAGGUGUCUCGAGACAGAAUGGGGUCAUUUGAGCAGGGUUGGUGUGGGAGCCAAAUAUGUAUGAGUAUGUUGUAUCAUUAUGAGUUGCAGUUUACUUUGUGUGCAUUGGGUGUCGCUGUCUUGUUUUCUGGGGGCUCAGGGAUAAAAGUUGCCCAUAGACUGUAUUUACUAUGGACAACUUGGUUCCGCCUCCCGCAUAUACGGACACCAUCCCUGGUUGUCAGGGCUCUCUCUGAGGUGUUGGCGCGGUACCUGCUGAUGAUGACCGUAAUUGUUCCUGGGUUUUGACCAAUCAGAAUCAAGAGAAUAUUUAGCUUUAGAAACUUCAUAAUGUCUGACUGAUUGAGGAUUUUUCUCAUGUGAUGACUGGGAUCCUGUUUGUCUGUUGAAUCAGUUUACCCGUGCCCCCCGUUCUUUCUUUCUUUCUGUAGGAGGACCUUGUUGACUCUGACCCAGCCGUCAACAAGCUUAUGAACAGACCAUGGCCCUCUGACAGUCCUGCUGGAUGGAAGAAAAAACUGCAGCAGCAGGCAAGGAUCCAGAACUCACGCCACCGCCUGCUGGAUGACGUUUGUUCUGAAUACUACUCUCACCUCUGGGAGAAGCUCCCUUCUAGGCAACACGUGACCCAGAUCUUUGUGGAGGACCGAUCAAAGUUGUUGUACUGUGAGGUGCCAAAAGCCGGCUGCUCCAACUGGAAACGAGUGCUGAUGGUUCUGGCAGGUAAAGCCUCCUCUGUGCUCAACAUCUCUCAUGACACAGUGCAUAAAGCCCCGCACCUGCGACGCCUGAGGUAUUACAAACCUGAGGACUUUCUGGAGAAGUUGAGCAACUACACUAAAAUACUGUUUGUCAGGGACCCCUUUGAGCGGCUGGUGUCUGCAUUUAGAGACAAGUUUGAGAAUUCAGAGAAGCACUACCACUUCAAGUAUGGACGUGCCAUCAUCAGCAGGUACCGCGCCAACGCCUCAGAGGAAAGCCUGACAACCGGGGAUGGUGUCACCUUCAGAGAGUUCGUGCAGUACCUGCUGGACCCACGGCGGCGUCCAGUGGGGUUGGACGUCCACUGGAGGCCUGUUAGCUUGCUGUGUCACCCCUGCCUGAUUCACUACGACUUCAUUGGCAAGUUUGAAAACAUGAAUGGCGAAGCCAACUUCCUGCUGCAGAGCAUCGGAGCACCACCAAAUGUCUGGUACCCCGACUAUAAGGACAGGAACCCACAGGACAAGAGGACGUCCUCUGCCAUCAUGAAGAAAUAUUUCUCCCAGCUGAACGCCACAGAACGGCAGAGAGUCUACGACUUCUACCGCAUGGACCACCUGAUGUUCAACUACUCUAAGCCCCUCCCACACCUGUACUGA